Python bivittatus (Burmese python) is the source of this 4682-nucleotide messenger RNA. Lineage: Eukaryota; Metazoa; Chordata; Lepidosauria; Squamata; Pythonidae. The record is from RefSeq and is a predicted model, not a curated record.
CGCCGGCCUGCCGCGAGCCCGUCAGCAAUAUGGCGUCUUCCAGGGGUGACGGUUGGACCGGACCGGGCUGGCGGCGGCCCGGUAUUGUGGCCACCGCCGAAGGACCUUAUCCCUCGGAGGCGGAAGCCGGGGCCGAAGGCCUCUAUGUGGCUGUGGAGCGCUGCCCUCUUUGCAACAGCACGCGCCGCCGCUUGACCUGCGCCAAGUGCGUCCGCAGCGGCGACUUCGUUUUCUUCGAUGGCCGCGAUUCUGAGCGGUUUUCUGAAAAAAAAGAGAGACUAAAGCACCUUAAAAAGAAACAGCAUGAAUUCCAGUCUCAGUUGUUAAAAGCUAUGGAGGGGAAGCAGAUAGCGGAUCAGCUGAGAUGGAAAAUAAUGUCUUGCAAGAUGAGAAUUGAGCAACUGAAGCAAACAAUAUGCAAAGAAAAUGAAGAAAUAGCAAAAAAUUCUGAGUGGCUUCUUAAGAUUAAAGAUGAGAACCAGAAGCUUUAUCGAAGGGCUCAGCGCCAUCAGGAGAAAAAGGAGAAAAUCCAGAGGCACAAUCGCAGACUUGGAGAGUUGGUAGAGAAGAGAAACUAUGACUUGAGAAGCCAUCAUGAGCAUCUGGCAAAUCUCCGGCGGUCACAUGUCCUAGAAUUAACCUCUGUUAUAUUCCCUAUUGAGGAAGUGAAGAUUGGCAUGAGGGACCCCACAGAUGUAUCUUCCGAGAGUGAGAAUGCCAUGACGUCUAGCACAGUGAGCAAGCUUGCAGAAGCCAGGAGGACCACCUACCUUUCUGGGCGAUGGGUGUGUGAUGACCAUAAUGGAGACACCAGCAUUGGCAUCACAGGCCCUUGGAUAACCCUUCCCAACAAUGGGGAUUAUUCUGCAUAUUACAAUUGGGUAGAAGAGAAGAAAACCACACAAGGACCAGACAUGGAGCAUAACAAUCCUGCUUAUACCAUCAGUGCUGCUCUGUGCUAUGCAACUCAGCUGACUAACAUUUUGUCACUUAUACUGGAUGUAAACCUUCCCAAAAAGCUAUACAACAGUGAAUUCUGUGGAGAAAAUCUCAGCAGGAGGAAAUUCACCUGGGCAGUGAAAAAGCUAAAUGCCAAUAUCCUUUACCUUUGCUUUUCUCAGCACGUCAACCUAGAUCUUCUGCACCCUCUACAUACUCUCAGAAACCUGAUGUACUUGGUCAGUCCUGAGACAGAACAUUUGGGAAGGUCUGGACCAUUUGAGAUCAGUGCUGAUUUGGAAGAUUCCAUGGAGUUUGUGGACCCCAGUGGUGCUGGUGAAACAGAUGAGAGUGGAGAUGAGCACAUAAGUGAUGAAGAAACUGACCUUGGAACAGACUGGGAGAACCUGCCCAGCCCACGGUUCUGUGACAUCCCCUCCCAGCCGGUAGAGAUGCUGCAGAGCCAGAGCACACAGGCAUCACAACCGAUAGCCAGCAGCAGUGCCGGUGGCAUGAUCUCCUCAGCAGCAGCCUCAGUUACCUCUUGGUUUAAGGCAUACACUGGACACCGUUAAGAAAUAGUUGGGCCUCUAUGUGGGAAAUUCCCUAUUCUGACCCACCAUCACUGUAGUAGACUUUGUGUACUCAGUUCAGUAGUGCCUGGAACAACAGGGGUCUGACUUCCAUUUGCAAAAGCUCCAGAAGCUCUUUAUUUGCCCAAGCUGUAAAUUCCUCCCAACAUAUGUUUUCAGACACCUGCAAUGGAACUCAACAGUUCUGAGUCACUGCCUUUUUUUUCUUUUUCUGCUGAAGAGGAAAGAAUUUUACCUGCACAUUUUAUUUCCAGUUUAUAUUUUCUAAAAGAAACUAAGAAAACAGACUCUGGAUGUGUAACCUGGCAAUCAUUUGAAGCAUGGAGACAGGAAGAGAAUCAUGGAAGAAAGUAAUCUGACAGUCAUGCAAAUGUUUGAGCCCAUCUUGGUCAAUCAGUUCUAGCAAUGUUCUUGGACUUCUUUCUUUUAAAGUGUGCAUCAUUCACAAACUUACCACACAAAUGCACAUUUCAGGAACCUUCUGGCAAAUGAUGCUUUUUUAAUGAGUUUCUAAAUUCUGUUGCCAUAAUUUUAAUACAGAAAAUCAUCUUUUUUUUGUUUAAGAAAAAAAUACUGGCGAUAAUUAUGACUUUUUUGUAUGUGUUGCAUUCAUCCAUUAGUAGAUCAAUGUUUUUCACAGUGAGCCAUCCAGAGUUCCCAGGCUCCUUGCUCUAGCUACCAGACACCAAAGAAAGGCUGGGCCAUAAUAAUUUGCCAAUAUAGAGCAACUCUGCUGCGGCCAUAAGGUUUGUUUUUUCACAAGUUAUGAGGUGGAAACAUACCUCUUGCAGUUUGGUUAUGUGUACUACAUAUUCUCUUUGGGAAAGCUGGCACUCCUGAGAUGAGAGCAUGAGGACUUAUCCUCCCUUUUGUGUCCAGUUAUUGGAUGUAGUAUGUUGUACAUAGGACUUCAAUCCGUUGUGAUUUUGUUUUCAGUCUUGGAGGGUUUUUUGGAAGUAAAAAAGCUUUCCAUUUUCAUUGUAUUCUUUUGUCCAUCCUCCUUUAAUUUGGGUUUAUAUAUUUGAUCCACUUCAGAUGCUUCCUGGGCAGUGAGUCAGUUCCUGUGAGUCUGUUUAUGUUUCUCUUUCUCCAUGCGGUGUUGGCUUUCCAUGCUGGGAUCAGAACUUGGGGGUUAGGCAGUUUUGCAUCAUUCUUCCUAUCAAAAAGGAUAAGGGAUAGGUCUUGCAAAUCAGGCUAGUAGUAUAAGUACGUACUUUUUUUAAAGGGGCUUGAUCAGAUAAGAAAGUGCUGAGUCAUGAUGAUGUCACGGGUGGCGUCAAGGUGGCACCCGCGGGCACCACCUUGAUGCUACUCCAGUGAUGUCAUCAUGACUCGGCACUUUCUUAUCUGAUCAAGCCCCUUUAAAAAAAGAAUGUACUUAUACUACUCAGGCUUAUUUAAAGAUUAAUCACACAUGUCUUUCAAUACCAUCAUAUCUUUACUUGAUCAUAAGAAUUAUUGACUCUCACUGAGCAUAUCUACCAAACUUUGUGUGGAACUCCAGUGAGAAAAUCCUCUGUAACCAACAGUUCUGUGCAACACUUGCUUAUAUUGUGACACAGUAAGGAGAAAAAUGGCAUAUACUCACUCCUUCAUAAAGCAGUUUCUGUCUUCAUAUUGCCUAGUGGUCCAAAAUAUUGGGUAGGCAGUUGCAGCCAUCAUUGAUAUGCUGCCCCAUUUGCGGACUCUGGGUGGCUAACAUUUACAGUCAGUAGUCUGUAAGCCACCCAGCCCAUUCCUAGCAAUGUGAGUUUUUGAUGCUUUUCUACCUUGGAGCCAGUUCAGCCUUUCAGUAGAGCAGGUACUGCUAUUAUGUGGAAUAUCCUGUCUUGAAGAAAACACACACAAUGCUUGUCAAACAUUAACACUUUGGAGAUUUUAUAUUGGGGGGAUUUUUCUGCAUUAAAAAGAGAUUGCAGUCCUGCAAGAACUUCUGAAUUGGCUCUUGGCAAAUCAAUUCUAUUAACUGUUUCUAUGAUGGUCUUCUAUUUGAGCCCAGAGUGGGUAUAAUGAAAUAUAUGUGGAUUUCAGUAACUUCGCUAUGCAGAUUUUUUCCUGCCAAAUAGGAAUUUAUCUGGAGGAUAGGGAAUCUACUUCUUUACAUUUCUGUUGCUAAACCAAAGAUUGCUUUUGUUAAGUGUUUUGAUUUAAAACCCAGGUGAUGUGAUUCUUCCAUUCAUAAGACUUAGUAUACUUAAGAUAGCAAUACUGUGAUCCAGAUGCAUCAUCAUUGGCUUCUGUGGAAGUUGUAUUGAUUUACAAAAAAAUGGAAGCGGAUGGAAUUGUGAAUGACUUUGGGCUUUGUCUCAAAGAUCUUUGGCGACAUGGGAUUGUCCUCUUACCUAUGUCUGUUAAUGAAAUAAGGGGAAAGUUGUUAGAAGAAAGGCACUUUAUUGGUUGCAGGUGAGAUGGGCUGCUUAACAUUGUGACUGCUGGAAAAGUGGAGGGUGGGCUCUCAACACUGUAAAUAUGUUUGUGUGUUUCCUUUUCCUCUUCUGUUGUGUGUUCUUUCUCCUGCUUAUUUCUGAAUAUAAACACUUGGAAAUCAUUUCUAGUGAACUGAGGCAAAUAAAUUUAAAAGCCAGUAAGCCAUGAAUCUUUUUUGCUUGUCAGUUUCAACUUCUUAAAAUGGUGCCUCUCUCCUUCAAGAGUGGAGCAUCGCUUUGGAGGCCACCAAGAGGCAUCCAAAUUGUAAUAAGGUAGGGUGCUGCUCCCUUUCAAGAAAAUAUUUUUGUAUUUUUUUUAUGAUUUUACACCUCCACAGCUAUCUGGAGAAGCUACGAAUCUCUUUCUAAAAUUACAGUGCAAUAGAGAAACAUUCUAUUUAAUGGAUAGGGAAGACAGACCACCCAUUGAUGGGUAUCCUGGGAUUAUACAGCUAAUUGAGCAUUUUGUAAGAUGUUCUGGUGUCACAAAGGCAGAGUUGUAUCUUUAGGCCCAAGAAUCUCAAAAUGGUUAGUGGGUUAUUAGAAAUACAGUAAGUGGUUUGCUGUCUGAAAAUCGGUCCUCCAAACAGAAGGAUUGCUAAUUGAGUACCCCUAAAUCCAUAGCUUCUUUUUUUAGCUCAUGACCUUGUGGUGCCACUUUCAAACUAGUAGACCUAACUACAGACGUGUUUUUAAAAUUGUAUUACUGCAAUAAAUCUUUGUU